Molecule: messenger RNA, 4263 nt
Organism: Spea bombifrons (plains spadefoot toad)
Lineage: Eukaryota; Metazoa; Chordata; Amphibia; Anura; Pelobatidae
Gene: DAAM2
Product: dishevelled associated activator of morphogenesis 2
Exons: 26
Coding region: 329-3571 (1080 amino acids)
Biological process (GO): regulation of non-canonical Wnt signaling pathway; negative regulation of oligodendrocyte differentiation; actin cytoskeleton organization
Molecular function (GO): small GTPase binding; actin binding
Source: RefSeq, a predicted model, not a curated record
GGGAGGACGGGCCCUGCCUCUCUAAGCCGAGCCGAGCUUUGGAAUGGAAAGCAGUUCCUGAUGUGAUCCUCUGAGCUAAACAAGAACACACUCGCUCCCUCCGAGCACUCGCCCCCUCGCCCCCUCGCUCCCGCAGAGCUGCCUGGCUCCUAUGUGCAGGACUGCCCUCUGGCUCGGUCCCCGCUCCCCAUCGCCCGGCUCUUGCCCCGGGAUGGACUACUUAGAAUUCUGAUCUUGUAGCCCCUGGAAAGACGAAGAAGGACGGUAAAGCAACAAGGCGCACGCACUCCGGACCACCGAUCAUGAUCAGCAGAUAGCACUCAACAGGAUGACCAUGGCUCCCCGGAAAAGGAGCCGUCACGCGCUGGGGUUCCUCUGCUGCUUUGGGAGUAGCGAACACCCCGAGAUUAAUCUCAAAGACAACAACCCUCUGCAGUUUGUGGAAUUCGCGGGGCCCAUACCCUCUGCCGAAGAGCUCAAUGCCAGGUUCUCGGAGCUGGUGGAUGAGCUGGAUCUCACGGACAAAAACAGAGAGGCCAUGUUUGCCCUCCCUCCGGAGAAGAAAUGGCAGAUCUACUGCAGCAAGAAAAAGGAACAAGAAGAUCCCAACAAGCUGGCGACCAGUUGGCCCGACUAUUACAUCGACCGGAUAAAUUCCAUGGCAGCUAUGCAGACGCUCUACGCCUUUGAUGAAGAGGACACCGAAAUGAGAAAUAAAAUUGUGGAAGACUUGAAGACAGCUUUACGGACGCAGCCAAUGAGGUUUGUGACCAGGUUUAUCGAGCUGGACGGCCUGACGUGCUUACUGAAUUUCCUAAAGAGCAUGGACUACGAGACAUCAGAGGGCCGCAUACACACAUCCGUUAUAGGAUGCAUCAAGGCCCUGAUGAACAAUUCCCAGGGCAGGGCGCACGUACUCGCUCACCCGGAGAGCAUCAACAUCAUCUCCCAGAGUUUACGGAGCGAGAACAUCAAAACCAAGAUCGCGGUUCUGGAGAUACUGGGGGCUGUGUGUCUCGUUCCGGACGGUCACAAGAAGGUCCUACGAGCCAUGCUGCACUACCAGGUGUAUGCGGCAGAGAGGACCAGGUUCCAGAGUCUGCUAAACGAAUUAGACCGGAGCUUGGGGAAAUACCGCGAUGAAGUCAAUCUGAAAACCGCGAUCAUGUCCUUCAUCAACGCCGUGUUAAACGCCGGCGCUGGAGAGGAUAAUUUGGAAUUCCGGUUACACCUCCGGUACGAGUUCCUGAUGUUAGGGAUCCAGCCGGUGAUCGAUAAACUGAGGAGGCACGAAAACGCAACUCUAGACAGGCACUUGGAUUUCUUUGAGAUGGUCAGGAAUGAAGAUGAGUCGGAAUUGGCCAAGCGGUUUGAGAUGAACCACAUAGACACCAAAAGCGCCUCCCAGAUGUUUGAGAUGAUUAAGAAGAAGCUGAAGCACACGGAGGGUUAUCCAUACUUACUAUCGAUACUCCAGCACUGCCUGCAGAUGCCAUAUAAGUGGCAGGGGAACAGCGUCCAGCAAUGGCAGCUCCUAGACAGAAUAUUACAGCAGAUUGUCCUCCAGGAUGACAACGGCGAAGAUCCAGACGUCACUCCGCUUGAAAACUUCAACGUCAAGAACAUCAUUAGAAUGUUAGUAAAUGAGAACGAGGUAAAGCAGUGGAGAGAACAAGCCGAGAAAUUCAGAAAAGAACACACGGAACUGGCCUGCCGGCUGGAAAAGAAAGAGAGGGAAUGUGAAAUAAAGACUCAGGAGAAAGAAGAAAUGAUGAAGACGUUGAAUAAGAUGAAGGAUAAGUUACAGAAGGAAUCUGUUGAGCUGCGGCAGGCCCGCGAUCAGAUGGGAGAUCUCGUGUCUCAGCUGAACGAGCUGACGAAUGGUGGCGCCAUAUCCUUCCACCAACCACCUCCUCCACCUGGAGGUCCAUUCACUCUUCCUCCAUCUCUACCUGAAAACUCACCUCCCCCACCGCCUCCCCAACCUUUCUCCACUUUCCCACCUCCUCCUCCUCCACCGCCCCCUCCUCCAGGUGGACCUCCGCCGCCUCCGGGAGCGCCUCCUUUCCUCGGCAUGGGAAUGCCUCCGCCGCCACUCAGUUCCUUCAACUCUGCCAACCUGAGGAAGAAAUCCGUUCCCCAACCAUCCCACCCACUGAAAUCAUUCAACUGGUCCAAACUCAACGAGGAUAAAAUCCACGGAACGAUCUGGAAUGAGAUCGAUGACAUCAGAGCGUUCAAGGCGUUGGACUUGGAGGAGUUUGAGAGAAUGUUCUCAGCGUAUCAGAGGCACCAGGACCUGCUAACUAACACUACCCUGAAGCAGAAAGAUAUGGAUUCCAUGGAGGAUCUUUACCUCUCCACCCGCAAAGUCAAGGAGCUGUCUGUGAUUGACGGCCGACGGGCGCAGAACUGCAUCAUCCUGCUCUCCAAGUUGAAAUUGUCCAAUGAAGAGAUCAGGAAAGCCAUUAUGGAAAUGGAUGAACAAGAGGACCUUCCCAAGGACAUGCUGGAGCAGCUCUUGAAAUUUGUUCCGGAAAAGAGCGAUAUCGAUCUGCUGGAGGAGCACAAGCAUGAAAUCGAUCGCAUGGCGCGCGCCGACCGCUUCCUGUACGAGAUGAGCAGAAUUGAUCACUACCAGCAGAGACUGCAGGCUUUAUUCUUCAAAAAGAAGUUUCCAGAACGGUUGGCGGAAACUAAGCCCAAAGUGGAAGGUCUUCUCCUGGCCUGCAAGGAGUUGACCCGGAGCAAGCGGCUGAAGCAACUCCUGGAGGUGGUGUUAGCUUUUGGGAACUACAUGAACAAAGGGCAAAGGGGCAACGCUUUUGGAUUCAAAGUAUCAAGUUUAAAUAAAAUAAUAGACACCAAAUCCAGCAUAGACAGGAACAUCACCCUGCUGCAUUAUUUAAUCAUGAUAUUCGAGAAAACCUACCCGGAUAUCUUGACCAUUCAGUCUGAACUUCAACAUCUCUCCGAAGCGGCCAAAGUCAAUUUGGUGGAGUUGGAGAAGGAAGUCUGCAGCAUUAAAUACGGAUUAAGAGCCGUGGAAUCAGAACUCGAGUACCAGAAGCGGCAAUACCGGGAGCCGUGCGACCGCUUCGUCCCCGUCAUGAGCGACUUCAUCACGGUGGCGAGUUUCAGCUUCUCUGAGUUGGAGGACCUGCUGAGCGAGGCUCGCGAUAAGUUCUCUAAGGCGAUGAAGCAUUUUGGGGAACCUGGAGGCCAAAUGCAGCCUGAUGAGUUUUUUGGAAUAUUUGACACCUUCCUCCAGUCCUUUGCGGAGGCCAAACAAGACCUGGAGAAUAUGAGGAAGAAAAAGGAGGAAGAGGAGCGCAGGGCUCGUAUGGAGGCCAUGCUCAAGGAGCAGCGUGAGAAGGAACGGCGGCUGAAGAAGGCGAAAGCGGGGAGCGCGUCCGAAGAAGGAGGAGAGUUCGAUGACCUGGUGUCGGCGCUGCGGUCCGGCGAAGUCUUCGACAAGGAUUUAUCCAAACUGAAGAGGAACCGGAAACGUUCCGGGAAUCAGGUUCUAGACCCCAGCAGAGAAAGGGCUGUCACCAAGCUGAAUUACUAAGGCCACGGAGAAAGUCCAGACCGAAGGCUACGGGGAGAUUCUGACGCCGGAGCGGAAGGACGGAUGUCAGCUGGUUGGGAUUUCGAUGGAAGCUUGGAGAGAUGUCCUCAAAACGAGCUGCCGGGUUCCUCGAUACAAAGGAUCGUUCUGCAUGAUCUGCCGCAGAACGCAUCGGAUGCAACGAGCAGAAGAGACGAGCGCAACGUGCGGCCAUCGGACUUCUCAAGUGCCAAAUAUAUAGGUUUUAUUUUUUUGCACUGUCUUACAUUUCAGAUGUAAUGGGAUUUUAUUCGGUAUCCGGCCGCCGGCCGCGAGCGCAGACUGUAGGAUCCGACCGAUCCGCCGCGCCGGUCCCGUUCUACGGGCGAAACCAAAGCGAGGAUAUAAUUCUGAAAUAAAAAAGGAAGAAAGACUAGAGAGAGACGGGAAAAGGACGGCGGACGGCGGCCAACGAACCCGAACGUUUCUCAAAGAGUCGGUGGGCAGAGGUUCCAGAACUCGGAAUAAAAAUCCGGUUUACGUUUCAGCUGCGAGAUAAAUGGGUAUUUCUUAUUUUCAAGGUCUGUCCGAGUUGAGGUUUGGUACAGAAUGUUACACUCACACUCUCGGUGUUAUACGCACUCCGCAUGAGUCUAGGACUCCCUCCAAUUGUUCAAACCAAACACGAUUGCCACAUCACGCGCGCUUUCUGC